AAAUUAAGUCAGUCAAAACGUCUGUACUGUGGGAAUGCAGCAUUUUAUUACUCAGAUGCAAAUAUGUCUCUUACAAUUGUUGCACUCGUACAAGAUUAAAUUGUGAAAUUUGAAUAAAUUGACUAAAAUGUGUGUGUUUUAUUUUGAAAUACAGUAACCGGAUGUAUCUGCGGUAGUUUCCGCCGUCUUGACGCUGGCUCUCAGCGGGUCGGGUCCGUCGCGGCAGCUCAGCUGUGACAUUAAAAGCCUCAAAAUAAGACUGAAAAAGACUUUCUGCUCGUGUGUUUCCGGACCGACACUUUUCUGUACGGAUUAACGACCUUUAACCGACACUAACAGGAUUUAGGAAAAUGGCAAAGCAGGACAGAAGGUCUCACCCUCACUGAGAGGAGAGGAGGAAGAGGAGGAGGAGGCUGAGGAUGGAGCGAGCUCACAGCCUCCUGCUGGACGAGGAUGCCUGCAGUCAGCUGGGUGAACAUCAGAGGGCCGAGUUCAUCUUUGAAUGGCUGAGCCACCUGAAGAAGCUCCUCCCUGCCGCUGACAGGGCCGACAUCAAACUGAAGCAGCGGCAUCUGAUCGAGCAGCUGUCGGGCCUUCUGAUUGGCUCCCCCGGCCCGCCGACCCGCUGGCUGCUGGCCCACUGCUUGGCUCUGCUCUACCGCCUGGGAGACCCCAUUUCUUCCAGCCUAUUGGUGGACAGGUGCAAUGACAUCAUCCGCAGCAAAGACGACUCUCCGUCAGGCCUCCCGACCCGACUGGCAGCCAUUGCGUGUCUUGGUGCUUUGUUUGAGCAGCUCGGCCGGAUGCUCGUCGGCGCUUUCAAAGACACGCUGACCAACCUGCUGAAGGCCAUGAAGAGCGCUGAGUCUCAGGGUCGGUAUGAGAUCAUGUUGAGUUUGGAGAAGAUCCUGCGAGGUUUGGGCGUGAGCGCCGUGCCGUGUCACCGCGACGUCUACAAGGCGGCGAGGACCUGUCUGACGGACCGAUCCAUGGCGGUACGCCGUGCCGCUGCCAAGUGUUUGCUGGAGCUGCAGAGGGAGGCGGUGUUCCUGUGGACCAGCGAGUUGGAGAACGUGGCCACUCUGUGCUUCAGAGCCUUCGAAGGAUCCAACUACAACGUCAGAGUGUCUGUGGCCAAACUGCUGGGAACUCUGCUGGCUGCUGCUGUGGAGCCCAGACAGCCCACUGCAGCCCCCAGACAGGGGGGGCGGGGUCGGAGCUCCCUGGAGGAGGUGAUGGAUUUGUUGUCGGGGGGGUUCCUGCGGGGCGGGGCGGGUUUCCUCCGAGCCAGCGGAGACAUGCUGAAGGGGACGAGCUCCGUCAGCAAGGACGUCCGCAUCGGAGUCACGCAGGCCUGCGUGGUCUUCGUCUCCACCCUGGGCGGCUCCUGGUUGGAGGCGAACUUCGCGGCCUUCCUGUCCCUGCUGAUGGAGCUGGCGUCCCACGGCAGGGCCACGCAGACGCCGGGCGACGCCGUGGUGACCCGCUGCUGCGUCUCCUUCAUCCUGAGGAGCACCCUGGGGUCUCUGCUGGGGGAGAAGGCUCAGACCAACGCAGCCAAACAGCUCUGCCUCGCUGUGGCCGCGCAGAAACGAGCCAUCGAUGCAGCUCUGACUGAUGGGAACGUGGAGACCAGAGUUUCGUCUGCAGACGUCUCGGCCAGUCAGCAUGUGUUGGUCUGCUGCCUGCUGGAACUGGGAAGACUCGUACAGGGACUGGGAUCCACCGCCGCCCCCCUCCUCAGUGACAGCAGCACAGCCCUCCUGGACACGGUGAUCUCCGUCCUCCUCCACCCCGUCGCCUCAGCCUGUCUGGCUGCCGCCUGGUGCCUGCGCUGUGUCGCCGUGGCGAUGCCGUCCCAGGGUUCCUUGCUGCUGGAUCGCUGCGUCGAGAGGCUGGUGGCGCUGAAGUCUUCCCCUGAAGCAGUGGGCGGGUACGGAGCCGCUGUCGCCGCCCUGGUGGCUGCAGUGCAGCACUGCCCCCUGGGAAUACCACACACCAAAGGCAUGGUGGUGCUGGGUCUGGCUGAAGACCUGCUGCGUUCAGCCUCUCAGAACAGUCGCAUCUCUCUGCAGAGGACUCAGGCCGGCUGGCUGCUCGUCUCCUCUCUCAUCACCCUCGGCCCAGCUGUAGUGGAGCACCACCUGUCCCGUCUCCUCCUCCUGUGGCGGUGUGUGUUUCCCGCUUCGCUCAGGGAGCAGGAGAUGGAGCUGCGACGAGGGGACUUCUUUACGUGGCAGGUUACGCUGGAGGGACGUGCCGGGGCGCUCUGCGCGAUGAAGAACCUGCUGCUGCACUGCAGGGAGCUCGUCACUGAUGACAUCAUCAGCCGUCUACUCACGCCAUUGGCCUGCGCUGUGGCCCUGCUCAUCAAGUUGCCUGCGCUCAUCAGGUCUUACAGCAGUUCAGUUCGUAGCUGGUCGGUCGUCUACAGACUGCGAGUCUACGAGCUGCUCGCUCUGCUGCCUCCACACACCUACCAAGAGAGUUUUGGUUUGGUGAUGAACCAGCUGGUGUCUGAUCUGUCCGCUCAGGACAACCUGAACCAGCCGUGUUCAGAGCUCACCCUGCUGCCUCCCCUCUGUCACCAUGACGACCUGCCGCUGGCCGGCCCCGCCCUCCACGACACCGACCACAGAUACAUCGAGGAACAGCUCCAUGGCAGCAGCGUGGGAGGUGGCUCUCUGGACAACGACGCCUUCAGUCUGUGUGAGAGGAGUGACGAAGCUCCCGCUCCUCUUCCUCCUCCCGUCGCUCUGACCGCUGCCGCCGUCCGCCUCUUUGGAGCGCUCUUCCCCCACAUCAUCUCCGCUCAGAGAGUGAAGAUAUUGGAGCAGUUUGUAGAAACAGUGAACCAGCUGAAGGGUCAACGCCAGCAGACCGUCCAGACAAACGUCUGUGCUGCCCUCUGCAGUCUGCUCAAGCACCAGGGUGGUAUCCGGGGCUCUCUGGGGCCGGAGGAGGUGCGUUCCCCGGCGUUGUCCCUCCUGUCGGGGGCGCUGGAGAGCGUCAGUCCUCUGCUGCGCUGUCUGGCAGCUGAAGGUCUGGCCCGGCUGGUUCAGGUGGUCGGAGACCCCGGUUUCACCGUCUCCGUCUCCCUCCUCUGCUUCGACAGGCUGAAGACGGCUCGGGACGCGGCGUCUCGCAGUGGCUACGCUCUGGCUCUGGGGGCGCUGUACCGCUACACCGGAGGAAUCAGCUCACCUCAACACCUGUCCACCUGCCUGGGAGUCCUGUUCACCCUGAGCCAGGACAGCACCUCACCUGAGGUCCAGACCUGGUCUCUCCACAGUCUGUCUCUGGUAGUCGACCUGUCCGGUGGUUUGUACCGCGCCCACGCCGAGCCGUCCUUCACCCUGGUGCUCCGGCUGCUGCUGUCGGCUCCACCCACCCACCCCGAGGUGCACCACAGCCUGGGACGCUGCCUGCACGCCCUCAUCACCUGCCUGGGCCCCGACCUGCAAGGUGAAGGUGCAGCAGUGUCCGGUCUGCGCUCCAGCUGUCUGGUGGGAUGUGGGGUGAUGCAGGCCGGUCCAGACUGUCUGGUUCAGGCCAGAGCCAUUUCCUGUCUGCAGCAGCUGCACAUGUUCUCACCACCACACGUCAACCUGGCCAGCCUCGUACCUGCACUCUGUGAGAUCUUGUUGGAUUAUUCCAUGUUGGCCAACCUGUGCAGUUCGUACCUGUGUCUGCGCCGGGCGGUGGUGGCGUGUCUGCGGCAGCUCGUCCAGCGGGAGGCUCUGGAGGUGUCUGAACACGCUGUGACUCUGGUCAAAGAGCUGCCGAGACGAGACAACACGCAGCUGGACGUCACCAUAAAGGAGGUGGGUCUGGAAGGAGCUCUGUUCACUUUGUUGGACCGGGAGUCAGAUCCGGGUCUGAGGAGGGACAUCCAGGAGACUCUGGUCCACAUGAUGGCGUCCAGCGCCACCAGCGGUAAACUGGGACACUGGCUCAAACUCUGCAAGGACGUCCUGUCUGCGACCACCGACUGUCUGGCUCCGGUUGAGGCGAGUCAGGUGGACGAGGAGGCGGACCCCGGCAGAGACGACGACUCCUCUGCUUUCAGGGCUCGGUCGGAGUCCGGCGGCCCGUUCAUGGCCCUGCGCUGGGCCACGCGCCGCUUCGCCAUGGAGUGUGUGUGUCGCAUCAUAGCUCAAUGUGAGACUUCAGACCCGGCUCACUUCGACAUGGCUCUGGCUCAGGAGCGUCGCCUGCACGAGUCCACCGACUUCCUGGUCCUCCAUCUUGGUGACCUGGUCCGCAUGGCGUUCAUGGCGGCGACAGACAACAGUGACCAGCUGCGGCUGGCGGGUCUCCAGACCCUGCUGGUGAUCAUCAGACGCUUCUCAGCCAUCCCCGAACCGGAGUUCCCCGGUCAUGUGAUCCUGGAGCAGUACCAGGCUAACGUUGGAGCUGCUCUCAGACCAGCCUUCACUGCCGACGCUCCUCCUGACGUCACCGCUAAGGCCUGCCAGGUCUGCAGCGCCUGGAUUGCCAGCGGUGUGGUCAGUGACCUCCGUGACCUGCGGCGAGUCCAUCAGCUCCUGGCCUCCUCAUUGGCUAAAGUCCAGGCCGGGAGGGACACGUCCAGCCAGCUGCACAACGAGGCCACCGCUACAAUGGAAACACUGGCCGUCCUUAAGGCCUGGGCCGAGGUUUACAUCGUAGCGGUUCAGAGGAGCAGACAGAAGGAGAGCCCCGGUAGGACGGCUGACCUGUCAGUCUCCUCUCUGGCCAAUGACGGCUCAGGCUCUGAGUCAGGAGGUGCGGGCCUUCUGAAGUUGGUCCAAUCAGAUCUGUCGACGCUGAGCCGUCUGUGGUUGGCAGCGUUGCAGGACUACGCCCUGCUGACCCUCCCGCAGGAGUACGCAUCCCAGCUACCUGCGACAGGAGGUUCUUUCUACACAGCAGAGACGGUGAACCAGGCCAGAGCUCAUUACUCCUCCUCCUGGGCUCCCAUCCUCCACGCCACCUCCCUCUGGCUCCACAGCACCGGUUUUGUGAUGUCAGAUGACGCACCUGCCAACCUGUCCAGACCGGCCACGCCCACCUCCAUGGGACACACCGGCUCUAUGGGUGGAGCCAAGAGUCCAGAGGACAUCAACUCCGACAGACUGCAUCUCAUACUGGGGAUCAGUGUGGAGUUCCUGUGUUCUCCGCACUCUGAGGACCAGAUGGAGAACAUCACUUCCUGUCUGCGAGCUCUGCAGGCGCUGCUGGACGUCUCCUGGCCCCGAGCUAAGAUCGGAAACGACCAGGCUCUGAGUGUGGAGCUGCUCAGCGUCCUCCACCGGCUGAUGGUGACCAGAGAGUCGGCGUCCGUCCAGCUCGCCGUGUUGGAUUUACUGCGGCAGAUUGUGGCGGCCGCUCAGGAGCACGUCAGGGAGAAACGCCACAGCGCAGAGGUGGAUGACGGCGCGUCGGAGAAGGAGACACUGCCAGAGUUCGGUGAGGGACGGGACACCGGCGGUUUGAUUCCCGGACGCUCGCUGGUGUUUGCAGCGCUGGAGCUCUGCCUCUGUGUACUGGUCCGGAAACUUCCACAGCUCAGCCCCAAACUGGCUGGAACCAGUCCAACUGGUCCUGGAGGUUCACUGUGGAGUCUGACUGACAGCGACUGCCGGUUGGUGUCUUCGGCUCUGUGUGUCCUCUCUGAGCUGCCGUCUGUCUGCUCCCCAGAAGGCAGCGUGUCCAUCCUCCCCACUGUCCUCUACCUGCUGCUGGGAGUCCUCCGAGAGCUGGUCCACCAGCCCAGCACACACACUGGUGCCCCGGUGGCGGGCUCCGUGGGCGGGGCUGGUCUGGGUACGGUGGUCCAGGCGGCUCUUCAGGCUCUGAAGUCCGUUGUGACGUCUCCGAUGAGCCGACAGGAGAAGAGUCGAGGAGCCUGGAACCUGCUGCUGAGAUCAGCUCUGAACACACUGCUGGGACUCUGGGACUCCGGAGACUCUGUUGUAGAUCAGGUCAGCCUGCUCACAGCUCUGACUGUCUUCCUGCUGUCUGCUGGUCCUGACGUCUGCGCCGUCGAGCCGCUGCACGCGCUCUGUCUGCAGCGCUUCAACGCCGGCAUGGACGCCAAAGACCCGCUGGUUGUGAGUCGCUGCUAUCAGCUGUUAACGUCGCUGUUUCAGGCCCCGCCCGGCGUGGCCGUCCCGUACAUCCAGGUGCUCGGACCGCCGCUGGUUCGAUACCUCCAGAAGGUGGAGAGGAGUCGUCCUCAGAGUCCAGAGGAGCUGUCGGGAGUCCUGGAGGGAGUCCGAGCCAUGGAGGCUCUGGUCCAGGCUGCAGACGAGUCCCAGCGUCCUCAGCUGGUGGCCAUCUUGUUGCCCCUCCUCAUCUCCUUCCUCCUGGAUGAAAACGCUCUCGGCUCGGCCCCCGCAGCGUCCCGGUCUCUGCACGAGGCGGCGCUCAAAGACCUGAUGCGUCUGGGCCCCCAGCACUCAGCCGUCUUCAGGUCUCUCAUCGCCUCAUCUCCUCACCUGAAGUCUCGUCUGGAAGCCGCCGUCAAAGGAAACCAGGAGAGUCUGAACGCUAAAGCUAGCAGCGCUAACCCCGCCUCCCGCAGCGCCGCCAAGUCCUCCCCCAGCAUCACACUCAAGACCAACUUCCUGUGAGACGAGUCGCCACAACGCCGCAGGACGGAGGUCGACCGCGCUGCGUUCACCGUCCCCUGGGACAAAUGGCACUUUUGUUGUCUGAGAAUCUGAUCGGGAACAUGAAGAAUGAAAUUCAAGUGGUGAGUAGGGCACGCCGCCAUGUUGGAAGGAUGACAGCAGACAGGGGGGGAAAAGCCAUAUUAUGACAUCACUUCCUCUUUCACAGAAACUGUCCAUUUAAUGUUCAGGGCGACAAUCUUUGAUGUCGUCGCGACUCGUCCAACAUGGCGGUGUGUUCCUCUGAUGAGACGCUCAGCAUCUCUGUAUUACUCUGCAUGGCACUAAAUCACUGUUAGAGUUUUAUCAUCCGUCAUUCAGAGCCAAGCUAAAGAUCCAGUUCUGGUGGUUUGACAUGUUUUAUCUCAUCAACUACAAACUGUUUACUUUCCGUCCCCGCUGAUCAUUUCCCAAAUCCUCCGUCGGUUUCACAUUUCCGUCUUUAAAGGAAGUCCCUGCUUUCAGUCCAGUUCUACGAACAUCAAGAUAAUCCAUCUCAGUCGACGUGCUGACGCAGAAGUGACUGUUGAAAACUCUUCGUUUGUGUUUUCAAGGACACUUUUUGCAUUUUGUUUGUCCUCCGCGUUCAACAACCGAGCUCAUGAGAUGGGGGGGGGGGAGUUUUGCUGAAACAAUUAAUCAAUAAAUCUAUUAGUUGACUGACAGAAAAUGAAUUAACAGUUUGGCAAAACAUUCUCACCCAAACAUCCACGUUAACUUGCUGUUUCGGGAGCUGAAAGCUGAAAGCUGAAGUUUCCAAGGUCAAGAAUGAACCUUCAAGCAAAAGAAACCCCAACAAUUUUAACAAGCGAUUAGUCAAUUAAAGUCAUCGAUAAGAUAGAAAUGCAAACGUGUGUGAGUUCCAGCUUCUCCAGUGAGACGAUUCUUUGCUUCAUAUCAUUAGAAACUGACUCCCGGUCAGAUUUGUCAGCUGCUGUUCAGACUAAAUGGGCAGAGCGUUGGAAUAUGCUUUUGUUUUCUGACAUUUCAUAGGCAACAUAUAUACAGACAAAACCGAUGGAUUAAUUGAAAAUGACUAACGUUUAAUUAAUUGUUGUAAUCUCUCUGGUUCUCUGCAAGCUGAUUUUAAUAGAAAUGAAUCAGGACUGCUAACGAUCAUUAUCGAUUGGUUAUUUUCUCGAUUAAUCAAUUAGUCAGUUGUCUAUAAAAUGUCAGAAAAUUCGAGUUGACGUCUUCAAAAGACUAAAACCGCAAAGAGAUUCAGUUUAUUCUCAUACAAGAAUAAAGAAACCAGAAAAUGUUUAUAUUUUCAGAAGCUGGAGAAUUUUGCCAUUCUGUCUUCUGAUUCAUUGAUUAUCAAAAUAGUUUUCUGUUGAUUUGAUUAAUCGGCUAAUUGUUGCAGCUCUACGGCAAAAUGAACUGAAACCAGUGGGAGUCUGGAGGGAAGGAAGUCAGUCAGAAACCGAUGGAUGGUUUUAGAAAUGAUCAGCAGCGAUAUGAAAUAUUGAUUAUUUGUUGAUACGUGGAUAAAAUAGAACAGUUUGGUUCUUGUUUAGUUAAAUAUAUAUUUGUCACGUUUAACUCGGAGGAACAGAUGUUGAUUAAUCAUGAAAAGCAGCUGGUUCGCUGUUUUUAUAGAUCGUCACCGACGAGUGAAUUUACUCUCGUAUCGGUCGCCGGCGGCGGCUUAAAGGACGUAACGCAGACUCCAGGUCAGUCAGAGCGAACGGACCGGAGUCAAACAGCUGCGACAGACAAGCUGACAAACAAAUCGCAGUUCUUAUAGGACAGAGAGGAACGACAACUUUUAAACUGAAGGAUGAACUCGAGCUAAACGGUUUUGGAUUCAUGUUUUCAUGAAUACACGCGCACACACACACAUCAAAAGAUCUCACCAGUAGAUUCUCCAAAUUACACAACAUUUCGUACACUAACCCCGAGUGCGCUCCAGGUCUACAAUGCCAAAUGUGGUGCAAAUGCAACAAUAGGUGGCGCUGUAACAAAUGUUUGCUAUUGCCGUCGCAUUAUAUUUUUCAAAUUUGGGACAAAUCUGACAGUAUGUGAUGCUGUCUUACUUUUUUUUUUUUUAAUCAUAUCAUCACCAAAAAAAAAAAAAACCUUUCCUGAUAAAACCAGGAUGUGUUCCAGAUGUGACGCGGUAAGUGGUGCGGUGAGUCCGCUGACUCCAUAUUUGGUGUGCAGAUCCGGUAUCUGCUCCAGUUCUGUCACACCAGAUGUGGAGAAAUUCUGACAACGUUUCACACUUUAAAAAAAAAAAAAAGUUUGAUACACAACAUGAAAGGCCGCUAGAUGGCAGAAUUGUUCGCGGCUUCCCGAUUGGUCGAGCCUUUAGUUCCGAGUUGCGUUGGCGUGUCGGACCCCGGGAUACUUGCUCGCAAGUCUAGAUUUUUUUUUUGUUCUCCAGUGUUUUGACUUUUCUCACCAUAAAGGAUACAGGUACAGUGCAUGCAGUGGGUGACCAAUCACAGGCGAGCAUCUCGAAGUCAAUCAAGGCUGUCUCUGAUACCUAGACUCCACCCAGCUGGCGCUGCAAGUACAACUAAACAAGCAGCAGCUGUGAAAGUGUCUGUGCUGUUUGAUCCGGUCUGUCAGUAUUCUGACAUUCGACGCUUUUAUUUUGAAAUGAUUGUCAUCACUAUGUCCGUCGUGGUUUUAAGCAGGAACACAAUCUGAAGUUGGCAGUAAAUAAGCUUCUUUUCCUGUUUCACUAACAAUGAAUGGAGGUCAAAGGUCACGUUGACACGUCUUCCUUUGACCCUGCAAAGAAUGUCAAUAACAGAGAAGAGGAUUUUAUUGUUUUGUUUUUUUUAGUAAAAUGUUUGUUGGGUUUAAUUUCGUCUGACAAAUCGCAUAAAAACACAACCUGAAGACUCUCUGAUUGUUAUUAGUCAUAUGGUGGCCUGUAAGGGACAAUUUAGUCAACAGCACUUUAGUUUAACAACACUACGACGUCACAAUGUCAACCACGUCAUGUUUUAUCAGUUUGAGUCGUCUGCAGUGGAGACUGUAGACUGGGAGCUGAAAGAAUGUAAGCGUGGUUUUGUUUUAGAGGACUUUUAUUGUCUAAAUGUGAAUGUUCAUAUCAGUGAAAACUAUUCUAACAUCAUUUCCUUUAAAAGCUCCGUCACAAUCCAACACAAACACUAAAGAUUUACCUGCAAUAAGUCUGUUAACCAGGUGAGCUGUGUGCUUCAGUCUUCCAGCUUCAGCAGCUUCUCACACACACACACACACACACCAGCUGUACGAGUGUGUGUUCGAGUGUGAGCUCACCUGGCUCUGUGUACAGGUGUGAACUGAAUGAAUGAGUUAACAUGUUGUUUUCUAACGGCAGCGAGUGAAUAAAAACACGUUUUUCUUCUAA
Siniperca chuatsi (mandarin fish) is the source of this 10002-nucleotide messenger RNA. It is a transcript of the gene heatr5a, whose product is annotated as HEAT repeat containing 5a. Gene Ontology annotation, biological process: retrograde transport, endosome to Golgi; endocytosis; intracellular protein localization. NCBI's taxonomy places the organism in Eukaryota, Metazoa, Chordata, Actinopteri, Centrarchiformes, Sinipercidae. Bases 420 to 6617 code for a protein of 2065 amino acids. The transcript is spliced from 42 exons. Gene Ontology annotation, cellular component: Golgi apparatus; membrane; endocytic vesicle. The record is from RefSeq and is a predicted model, not a curated record.